Molecule: messenger RNA, 515 nt
Organism: Chaetomium fimeti
Lineage: Eukaryota; Fungi; Ascomycota; Sordariomycetes; Sordariales; Chaetomiaceae
Exons: 1
Coding region: 51-299 (82 amino acids)
Source: RefSeq, a predicted model, not a curated record
ACUCAUCAAUAUGCCACGCGGGCAAGGCUGACGGUCCACCUGGCCAAAAAAUGCCGAACUCUGAAAAGAGGUGCAGACAAGGCAAGAUGGUUUCGCGAGCCACCAAGGGGAUCGAGCUGAACAGGGUCUUCUCCGUCUUUACUGUCGUCACCGUUAUUUUAAGGCCCAUCAGCUUCCUCGCUAUAGAUUUGCCAGCCUCUUACUAUUUAUUACCUGCUCCUUACAUAGGUUGCUUCCUUGGCGUUUAUCAGCUAUGUCAACGCCACGUCAAGGAAGUUCGUCGUCGUUCUCAUCAGUGAGGUGAAUUGGUUGAUCAGGCGAGAAUGUCUUGAGCGCAUCAGACCUUGGCCUCGAAGGUUGCGUGACAGCCUGAAGAGAUAGUUCCUGCAUUGCGGUUACUGCCGAAGACUUCGAAAAAGAUGGGAAAUGAAGGGCCAGCGUUGCGUUAGAUUCGCGUCCUCGUACGGUCCCGCCGUGCCCGCCGUAUAAAUAGAGCCCCUCCUGCCCAACGUCCC